Macrosiphum euphorbiae (potato aphid) is the source of this 945-nucleotide messenger RNA. The record is from the annotation of a GenBank genome assembly. NCBI's taxonomy places the organism in Eukaryota, Metazoa, Arthropoda, Insecta, Hemiptera, Aphididae.
AUGAUUAUCAAAUAUCAGAAAUAUCUUUUGACACUAUCAGCUGCCAUGUGGUUAAGCUUACAUUUUGAUUCUAAUAAUAUCUCGACACGAGUAAAUUUUCUCAAAAUAUAUGGGCUGUUCUCGUUGCUGGCUCACACAAGUGGAUGCGGUAAAGACAUCAGAAAUCCCGAACCUGGUGUGAUUCGAAACGAGCCAAAUGGUACAAAUGUAUAUGAAGGUGUACCAAUUGAUUAUUCUGGUGAAAAUGUCAGAAAAGAUGUAUUUUUGGACGUCCUUCGAGGAUACAAGAUGAAGGUAAAAGGAAUCGGAAGUGAACGAGUGGUAUUUAGUACGAAUAAAGACAAUAUUUUAAUUUUCUACACGGGUCUUGGAGGCCAUGGUGGAAUGAUUGAAUUCCCGGAUUCCGGCGAAGACACCUUUUUGCACGGAGACCAACUUGUAACAACUUUUCAACUAAUGCAAAGUCGUAAUAGUUAUAAAAAUAUAUUGAUGUACUUAGAAUCGAGUCAUUCUGGCGCCAUGUUCGAAAACCGUACACUUCCUCAUAAUAUAAACGUCUUGGCGAUUACCGCCGGUGGACCAGACGAAGACACAUAUGGAACGUUUUGUGAUAUGACCAUAGAACCGUGUCUCGCCGGUCUGUUUUCAUACGCUUGGAUGAAUUAUGCCGAAAACAAUCCCGACGGAUUGAGGAAGAGUCAAAGCAUAUUCGACCAUUUCGACUAUGUCCGAGACGCUGUGUCGGACACGGCUAAAGAACACCCUCAACUCUACGGUGACUGGAAUAUCGGAAGGUUACCGAUUAGUCAAUUCAUAGGUUACCAGCACCGCGAUACUCAGAGUUCAAAAACGAUGAAAAUAAAACUCAUCAGUGACUCUUCCAAGGACGACUUGACUUUCGACAAAGACUCGAUAAUUGCAGCAGGUGAAGUCCCUGUUGAGUAA